AUGUUGCAGAACCGAUCGAUUGAUGGCGAGCGGCAGAUUGACCCGAAUGCCGUGAUCAAGACACUCUUCGCCGCCAAGGGCAUCUCGCUGGACCACUCGCGCAAGCUCGGCAGCGGCCGCUACAGCAAAGUCAUCACCGCCCAGGCGUUCAACGGAUUCGAGCUGGCCAUCAAGAUGAUCAACAAGCUGAAGGUGACCAAGGACUUCCUGAAGCGCUUCCUGCCCCGAGAGCUGGCCAAUUGGAAGAUGCUCGUCCAUCCGAACAUCAUUCGCCUGUUCCGCCACUACGAGGCCCUCGACCACGUGUUCCUCGUCAUGGAGUUUGGCAGCGGAGGAGACAUGCUGAGCCAUGUGCAGAAGAACGGGGCUGUGCCCGAGCCCCAGGCCGCUUUCUGGCUUUACCAGGUUUGCUCCGCCAUCGUCUACAUGCACAGCGUCGACGUGGCCCAUCGUGACUUGAAGCUCGAGAACAUUGUCAUCUUUGGGCAAGAUGUGAAGGUCGCCGAUUUGGGUUUCUCACGCAAGGUCGAGGGCGAAUUUUCGGAGACGUUCUGCGGUUCGAAGGCCUACUCGGCGCCGGAGAUCCUGCUCGGCAACCCCUACAACCCAUUCAAGGCUGAUGUUUGGUCGAUUGGUGUCGUGGGCUUUGUGAUGACGACCGACACGAUGCCGUUCCGCGAGGACCUCGACAACCAGAAGAUCGUCAAAAACCAAAAAGAGCGCCGGUACCGCUUCCCGACCAGCCUGCCGUUGUCGGAAGAGUGCAAGGACACCAUCAACACGCUGAUGACAUUCGACCCGCUCAAUCGCUACACGAGCUUCGAAGCCAUCAUGAUGCCGUGGAUCAAUGCGGGGAAGGGUUACGGCAAGCCGCUUCUGCCAUCGCGCAGCCAGCCGCCUACAAACAACAACACCCCGAGUGGCAACGCCUUCAACAGGCCGACGAUCAACGACCGCCAGGCUCAUCCCACCUACUACGCCGGCGUCCGCGAGCAA
Messenger RNA from Mesorhabditis spiculigera, 996 nucleotides. The record is from the annotation of a GenBank genome assembly. Lineage: Eukaryota; Metazoa; Nematoda; Chromadorea; Rhabditida; Rhabditidae.